AUGAAUGACAAAAAUCAGAAGAGCAUGUCCCCAACACAAUCAGAAACGUUAUCACUUAUAAAGAAACAAUUCUUCAAAACGAAAAUGUGCCCUUUUCAAAAAAAUAAAAAUUAUUGUCUAAAUGAAUCGAAUUGCCAUUAUGCACAUAGUAUUGAUGAAUUGAAACCAAUGCCAGAUUUAAGAAAUACCAAAUUGUGUGACUAUAUAAAAAAAAAAAUGCCUUGCCGAGAUGUAAACUGUAAAUUUGCUCAUGAUAUUGACACACUAAAACCUAGUGUUCAUUUGGCUACUUACAAAUCCACAAUUUGCAGUUUUUGGGGAAAGGGGAAAUGCUUUAAUGGGAAUAAGUGUCGAUUUGCACAUGGUGUAGAAGAUAUAAAAACAAGUGAAGAUAUGGAUAUAUUCGAAAGUACGAAAUAUAACAAGAAGAGUAAAAAUAAAAGUAAAAAAAAUAUUUCCGAUUUAAAACAAGGAACAGCUUCUACAUGUUCUUUUAAUAUGUGUGAUUAUUCUAUAAACUGCUCGUUGGAAACUACAAAUGUUUCUUCGUCUUAUGAAAAAAGUAGAGAGUUUUUAAUGUUAAAUAAUGAUAAUGUGAAUACUGAAAAAACAAAGAGGAAAAGUAAAUUAGAUAUAUCUGAGUCUACUAGUGAAUUUAUGGAAGAGACAAAUGAAAAUGAAGACAGUGAUAUCACAGAAAAUUAUUUUACAUUUGGUGAUAAGAAUAAUUCGAAUUCUAUUAAAGAUGUUGUUGACAAAAUUGAGAAUAUGGCUUUGUCUACUUUUAUAGAGAAUAACGAUAAAUAUACAAAAGUUAUUAAAUAUUUACUCAAUGAAAAUAACCUUUUAAAAAAGUCCAUUAGAAAAGAUAAAACACACAUAAAGAUGGAACAAGAUGAGAUAGAGAAAAUAAAGAAAGAAAAUAGCAAAACAAAAUUUGGGUGCAAUACAUUUCCAGAAACUAGUAGUUGUAAAGAGAAUGAGGAGGAUAUAACACAAUAUUUGUUUCCAGAAGAACCAAAUGAUAAUUAUUUAUUUACUAAUGAAAAGAAAAAUACAAAUAAUAGUAUACCUCAUUUUGAUGAUACAACUAAAAUAGACGACAAUUUAAAUAGUAUAAUUAAAACAAUAGAUGAUAUCUUGAUUUCACAGAAUGUCUGUUCGUUUCCAAAUGUAAAGGAUACAAAUAACUCAAGUGUAUGUAAGGAUAUAUUUUCAGUUAAGAAUAAUAAUGAAUUUAUUAGUAACGAAUACGAAAAUUUAUUGUGCAACAUGAAAUCAUUUGAAACGUUAAAAAAUAUAUACCCCAGUUUUAGUUCAUUCAGUAUUGCAGAUAAUAAAAAACAUCCAAUUAAUCAAAUAGAAGCAGAUCAACUAUUAGAGAAAACUUUUGAACAAAACUUAAUGAAUAAUGAACAGGAAGAAAAAAAGAUGAGAAAAAAAAACUAUUAUAGUGAAAACUUUUCUUAUGAAAAAUCUAAUGUUUUGCCUUGCAGUAGCAAUAGUAAAGGAAACGAAGUAGAAGAAUUUUAUUCUAAAAGAAUUUUUAGGCCAUUUACUUGUCCUCCUAAUGAUUUGUCAAGUCAGGGAGUUCGAAAUAUGCAGCAAAGGUUGAUACCAGUACAGCAAAUAAAACAAGAGGAGUUAAAAAAAAGAAUAACAGAAGAUCCAUGGAUAGACAACAGGACUGGUGAUAUUAGCAACUAUGUUAGUGCCAAUGACAAUUUUAGAAAUAGCAGUAGCAAGAUUAAUUUUGGAGGAAGUGAUAACAGGAGCAAUUUGAGUGGAAGCGAUAACAAGAGCAUUUUUAUGGGUAAUAAUAACAAGUACGCUUUUAAUGGAAUUGAUAACAAGAGCGCUUUUAGUGGAAGUGAUAACAAGAGCGCUUUUAGUGGAAGUGAUAACAAGAGCGCUUUUAGUGGAAGUGAUAACAAGAUGGAUUUUAGUAGCAGUGACAACAAGAGUAUUUUCAGUGACCUUGAUAACAAGAGCUCCUUUAGUGUUAGUGAUAACAAGAGUAUUUUUAGUGACAGUAGCAAUAAUAAUUUUUUUAACAAUUUAAAUUUAACACAGAACAAUACACCAAGUGGUGUGAGAGAAAAGAAUGCAAAAUUAAAUUUAAGGGAAAAUACAGAAUUAAGUAACAGUAGUAUGAACCUAGAUAAGCUGUUAUUAUUUUCUAAUGAGAAAUCGGAUAUUUUAAAAAAAAUAAGAAAUUUAAUUUCUACGGAAUUACAAAAUAAUGAGAACUACAAUUACUCAAGUAAAAAAAGUAGCAAAUUUGUUAAGCACUUAAAUGACAAUUAUUUACCUAAAAAAAGUAUAUUGUUAAAUGAUCAUUUGCACACAACCGCUUAUAAUACACAUAUUCCCAACGUUACUAACUAUACUCUUCUUAAGAAUAGUAAUAGUAACAUUAGUGAUAACAGCGGCAGCUUUAGUGGUAGUAAUAGUAAUAAUAACAAUAAUAGCACUAUUAAGAAUUAUUACAACAUUGGUAAGGAUAAUGAGAAUAACGGUAACAACAAGAAUUUCAAUGUGCGUAUCAAUGAUGAUAAUUACCAUACCUUAAAUAAUGUUUUUUCAAAAUAUAAAAAAGAAAACAAUAAUAAUCAGAAUAUUUGGAGUAACAACGCGAACUUUAACGAGUUUGCAUAUCCUUUUAUGUCACAUGAUUGGGCAAAAAAUCAGAAGAAUAAUGAUUUUUUUAAUAUUUCUAAAUCUGUUAAUUUAAGUAGCUUAAAUUGA
Messenger RNA from Plasmodium malariae, 2748 nucleotides. Its product is annotated as zinc finger protein, putative. Bases 1 to 2748 code for a protein of 915 amino acids. The record is from RefSeq and is a predicted model, not a curated record. The transcript has a single exon. NCBI's taxonomy places the organism in Eukaryota, Apicomplexa, Aconoidasida, Haemosporida, Plasmodiidae. Gene Ontology annotation, molecular function: mRNA binding; metal ion binding.